Messenger RNA from Iphiclides podalirius (scarce swallowtail), 405 nucleotides. The record is from the annotation of a GenBank genome assembly. Lineage: Eukaryota; Metazoa; Arthropoda; Insecta; Lepidoptera; Papilionidae.
AUGCGAGCCACGCGCCGCGCAAAAAGCCCCGGAAGCGGCGCCAUUGCGGGCGGCAUGGGGUCUCACGUCGCCGCCGACACCGCGACAUCUCGACAGCUUCCGCGAGCGGCGACAGGUCCGCCCGUGCCCGAAGGGAUGCAUGGGGACCUUCCGCUUUUUGUGCGAGCCGCAUGCGUUAUGCACGAUGCCCUCGGGAUGCCCCAUUGUGUGCUAAUGCCGCCGCGCCCGCCUCAACGCCUCAACGCCUCAACGCCUCAACGGCUCAGCGACUCAGCGACUCAGCGGCUCCGCGACUCAGCUGCUCAGCGACACCACUACGCGCCUUCUCUGCCUGCGGAGCGUUCCGUGGACGCAGACCCAACGGCGCGUCGCUCGCCCAAACCUAAGGCUGCACUUGCCACGCCG